Amorphotheca resinae ATCC 22711 is the source of this 1095-nucleotide messenger RNA. RefSeq lists its product as hypothetical. The coding region runs from base 1 to 1095 and encodes 364 amino acids. Gene Ontology annotation, cellular component: mitochondrial small ribosomal subunit. Lineage: Eukaryota; Fungi; Ascomycota; Leotiomycetes; Helotiales; Amorphothecaceae. Gene Ontology annotation, molecular function: structural constituent of ribosome. The transcript is spliced from 3 exons. The record is from RefSeq and is a predicted model, not a curated record. Gene Ontology annotation, biological process: mitochondrial translation.
AUGGCAACAGCCCUACAGAGCUUUCGCCUCACGGCGAGGAGCUGCAAAUGUCAGUCUGUUGCACAGCGAUACGCCACAAAGUCAAUUGGGAGACGGAGAACAUUUUCAACAGCGCCUCUUCGAUGGAAAGAGCAGGAUGACACUGAUGCUCGUGUCAAUGCUAUCCUUGAAAAAGCGGCCAAGGACUCCGAGGCAGAAUAUGGGAAAUGGCUGGGGGAGCAGGUCGCCACUUUUGACCAGCAGAUGAAGGAAACGGAGGAGUCAGCGAAAGCGGCAUUUGCUCGAGCCGGUCAACCACCAACCUUUGACUGGGAGAGGAUAAAGGUGAAGACGAAGAAUACCUUUCUGAACAUGGGUGAGACCGAUCCUGUUGAUGGGUUUCCCGAUGACGAGGAAGAGAACGAGGAGGAUAUCACGAGUCUUGCGCAUGGGGAGUUGGAACACCAUAGGGAGAUGAGACAUUAUGCUAGAUUGGCGGCUUGGGAGAUGCCAAUGUUAUCAACGCUGGCAAAGCCAUUUGAACCACCUUCGGUCGACAUGCCAUUGCGAUUCAGAUACACCACAUAUAUGGGCGAACAACACCCAGCGGAGAAGAAAGUCGUUCUGGAGUUCUGUACAGAGGAUAUGCCAGAUCUGACGCCCGUCCAGCGCGAAAAGCUGAAGAAGUUGGUUGGAGUGAGAUACAACCCCGAGACGGAUAUUGUCAAGAUGAGCUGUGAGAUGUUUGAGACCCAGGCUCAAAACAAACGCUAUCUGGGAGAUUUAGUUGAUGAGCUUCUCCGAGAAGCAAGGGAUCCUACCGAUACUUUUGAGGACAUUCCCUUAGAUACCCGGCAUCAUACCUUCAAGACAAAACCCAAGUUCCCACAGGAGUGGGCCAUGACAGAAGAGCGCCGGGCAGAGUUGGCCGCAUAUCGUGAAGAGGCUGCAAGACGAGACGAGGAGCGCAUGGUCAGGGGAGGACUCGUAGAUGGCGUCAAGCAGAUUGAAGAGGCUCUUAUUAGGCCCCCACCAGAGACAGAGGCAGUGCCUGAAAUGGUGAUGGCCGGCAGGGGCGCCAAAGGAAAGGGCAAGCGGGUGGCUGUGAGAAGGUAG